This is a messenger RNA of Verticillium alfalfae VaMs.102, 1038 nucleotides long. Its product is annotated as lipoyl synthase. Gene Ontology annotation, molecular function: 4 iron, 4 sulfur cluster binding; lipoate synthase activity. Lineage: Eukaryota; Fungi; Ascomycota; Sordariomycetes; Glomerellales; Plectosphaerellaceae. The transcript has a single exon. Gene Ontology annotation, cellular component: mitochondrion. Gene Ontology annotation, biological process: lipoate biosynthetic process. The record is from RefSeq and is a predicted model, not a curated record. Bases 1 to 1038 code for a protein of 345 amino acids.
AUGGCAUCCUCAGCAGCUCCCCUCCGUCAUGUGCGAGGUCCCCUGGUCCGGGCUCUCGCUGCCCGCACAACAUUGCGUACCUUCGCCACCAUCCCCCCAGCUCCCUCUACGACCAGCACAUCAUCGACAACGUCGUCCGCAAGGCCGCCGACGACGACUCGACGCAAGACGUACUUCAAGGACAAGACAGUCGCAUCCCUCGACGACUUCAAUCGCCGGCGGCGCCACCGGCGGCUCGGCGCCCCUCUCGCCCUCGGGAAGCCUACGAGAUCCGCACCAGUCGAGGUGACGACGGCCACGGGCAAGAAGAAGACGGUGACGCGGCUCCCCGAGUGGCUCAAGACGCCGAUCCCGGCAGGCAACGCCAACUUUGCGGCCAUCAAGAAGGACCUGCGCGACCUCAAGCUGUCGACCGUCUGCGAGGAGGCGCGGUGCCCCAACAUUGGCGAGUGCUGGGGCGGCGACGACAAGAACGCGGCGACGGCGACCAUCAUGCUCAUGGGCGACACGUGCACGCGCGGCUGCCGCUUCUGCAGCGUCAAGACGUCGCGCGCGCCGCCGCCCCUCGACCCCCACGAGCCCGAGCACACGGCCGAGGCCCUCGCGCGCUGGGGGCUCGGCUACGUCGUCCUGACGAGCGUCGACCGCGACGACCUCGUCGACGGCGGCGCCCGCCACUUUGCCGAGACCAUCAUGAAGAUCAAGGCCAAGAAGCCCGGCAUGCUGGUCGAGGCCCUGACCGGCGACUUCUGGGGCAACCUCGACAUGGUCAAGAUUGUCGCCGAGAGCGGCCUCGACGUCUACGCCCACAACGUCGAGACGGUCGAGGCCCUGACGCCCUUUGUGCGCGACCGCCGCGCCACCUUCCAGCAGAGCCUGGGCGUGCUGGCGGCGGCCAAGGAGACCAAGCCUGGCCUCAUCACCAAGACGAGCAUGAUGCUGGGUCUCGGCGAGCAGGACCACGAGAUUGAGGAUGCUCUGAAGCGUGGGUUUCCCCUUUUUGCGGAAGGACCGUCCAAACCAGUGCUACGUUGCUAA